Messenger RNA from Microsporum canis CBS 113480, 2346 nucleotides. Its product is annotated as protein-tyrosine-phosphatase. Bases 1 to 2346 code for a protein of 781 amino acids. The record is from RefSeq and is a predicted model, not a curated record. The transcript is spliced from 2 exons. Gene Ontology annotation, biological process: protein dephosphorylation. Gene Ontology annotation, molecular function: protein tyrosine phosphatase activity. Lineage: Eukaryota; Fungi; Ascomycota; Eurotiomycetes; Onygenales; Arthrodermataceae.
AUGUCCACCACUGCGGCGACCUCGCGGCCGUCACCAGCUUGGGGUUCUGCGGCGCGAAUUUCGACGACCCCAGCCGGUUUGCCUCCAUCGACGCCCCCCUCAGCCGGCCAGAUAACGGCGUCAUUCUUCGCCAACAGUGCCUUUUCGUCUCGAGCUCUCGAUGAACCAGCCUCCAGCGGCUACUUUGACCUCGUUGCUAAUACUACUCCCUCGCCUGACACUGCACAGUUGUUUCACCCCUCCAGAGACCGUGACUUUGCCUUGGGCAUCCAGUCAAGCGCUGGGGCUGCCCCGAAGCUCGUUACCCCUCGAAAGAAUGCAGAUGGCCUCCUCGAUAGAAGAUUUGCCAGCCGGCCUGGCAGGAGUGACGAGCGGGACCCGUCAGCUUCUCUUCUGCAAAGCUUCAACCCGAAACUACACCAGAAGGGGCCCUACAGACCCGCCUAUCAUGUUAACCCUACCUUGCUCGAGGACUCCUCUUCCGGAGGAUCGACACCGAUGGCGUCUUCUCCCUCCGCAACCAGGCAUGGCCACCACGCAUCCGCACCGGUGGCCAGCCUGCUCUCACCUGGCUUGCCCGGGGACCGGCACCAGAAGCAACCGCUGUCAUUCCACAGACCACGUACCAUCCCCAUCAGCCAUGAUCUAGGUAACGUCAAGAUGAUACCAGCCGAAAAAUGCCUGGAAAUUCUUCAAUCUUUUGGGAGCGAGACCCUUCUGUUGGACGUACGCCCCCUGCUGCAAUUCAAUCGAUCCCACAUCAAGGGUUCGCUGAAUCUCUGCAUUCCCACCACCCUCCUCAAACGACCGUCCUUUAACCUACAGAAAGUCGAAGAGACCUUUGGCAGCGGGCAGGAGAAAUCUAAUUUCAACAGAUGGCGAUUGAGCAAUCGUAUCAUGGUCUACGAUUCUUCCGCCAGUCAUCCCAAAGAUGCUACCCUUUUGGUGAAUCUUCUCGAAAAAUUCACCAGAGAGGGUUGGAACGGCGAGUCCAUCAUUCUUAGCGGAGGCUUUGCACGCUUUGCCACCGAGUUUCCAGACUGGGUCGAGAGCUCACAGGCCCCCACCGCUGUCUCCUCUUCCUCAGCAGCCAGCUACGGAAAGAGCCCCCUAUCUAUAAGUCUUACCCUGCCGACUACGACCCCAUCGAUCGCCGGUGGAUGUGCCAUGCCGACUCCUUCGUCGAACCCUGUCAACCCUUUCUUUUCCAACAUACGCCAGAACAUCGAUCUUAUCGGCGGAGUAGGCCAGCUCCCAGUCACCAUCCCCCCGGGAAUGGACGAGGCCACUAGAAAGUCUUUACCCGCCUGGCUUUCUCGGGUAGCGGAUUCAGAUGACGCUGGUAAGACCGCAGCCAUUCAGUUCCUCAAGAUUGAAAAGGGCGAGCAAAGUCGCAUGCAGCAGGCCCUGUCUGCCCCGGGAACAUCCACCCUUGUUGAGGGACAAAGCCCAGGAAAGCGUUCCUUUAGAAUUGCAGGUAUCGAGAAGGGGUCGAAAAACAGAUACAACAAUAUCUAUCCCUAUGACCAUUGCCGUGUCAAGAUACAGGACACAACCGAGAGCACCUGUGACUACAUCAAUGCCAGCUACGUUUGCUCUUCCCGCUCUAACAAGCGCUACAUCGCCACCCAAGCGCCUAUGCCUGCCACAUUUAACGACUUUUGGCGUGUAGUAUGGGAGCAAGAUACGCGUCUCAUCGUCAUGCUGACAGCCGAAACAGAUGGAGCCCAAGUGAAAUGCCAUCCGUAUUGGAAAUCUGCUGACUAUGGCAACCUACGUGUCCAACUUGUCAGCGAGGGCACUAUUCCCCUCGACCGAGAAAGUGGGUUGAAACCGCUACAUGACGCGACCUGCUUUACAGUCCGCCAUUUCAGCAUCACCAACUCCAAAGAGCCCUUCAAACCACCGAGAGAAGUUACCCAGAUUCAAUAUGCUGAUUGGCCAGACUUUGGAACUCCAGCGAAGCCACAUCACCUAUUGCGUCUGAUCGAAGAAUGUGAUGCUAUCGUGAACGCCUCUACCGGCCGUUCGGCGUCAUAUUACCAAGAUAAACCCGACUCCGCGGGUCAGGGCAAGGUGAUAGUUCAUUGCAGCGCCGGCUGUGGCAGGACAGGUACAUUCUGCACUGUAGACAGCGUAAUCGACAUGCUCAAACGGCAGAGAAAGGCGGCUCAAAGCUCGACCAGAACGGAGCCAAGCUGGGUCUACGAGGACACCACUGACCUUGUUGCCACCACUGUGGAAGACUUCCGCUCACAGCGGCUGAGCAUGGUGCAAAGCUUGCGGCAGUUUGUCCUUUGCUAUGAUUCUGUCCUUGAAUGGCUGGCAUCUCGUACUCAGAGGUAG